Molecule: messenger RNA, 3389 nt
Organism: Lynx canadensis (Canada lynx)
Lineage: Eukaryota; Metazoa; Chordata; Mammalia; Carnivora; Felidae
Exons: 4
Coding region: 685-2403 (572 amino acids)
Cellular component (GO): nucleosome
Molecular function (GO): protein heterodimerization activity; DNA binding; structural constituent of chromatin
Source: RefSeq, a predicted model, not a curated record
CAGGGAGAGGAGCCAGAGCCCGUUGGGCGCAGCCACGGUCGGCUGCGCUAGGAGUAGUACUGUUGGGUGGCCCCCGGGCUCCUCCCUCGGGAGUGGGUGCCAAGUACGCGACUCCCGGGCUCGCGAGGCCUUUGCCCAACACACACGUGCACCCCCAGUCGGCAGGGGAGCUGGCAGUUUGCGGGAGUGUGGCGGCCCUGACCUUGGCUUAGCUGAGCCGGCUGUCUCAAGUAAAAGUGAGGGGGCCGCCUUCGCAGCGGAGGGACAGGUCCCCGCUUGGGUUCCCGGAGGCGGGAUCUUGCGCUCGGGAGGCGAGGGGGGGGGGUGAGACCGACAACUUUCCCAUCCGAAAAGUACCGACAAGGCGGGAAAAGAAGAUCCAUCACACCAACGAGGGGGCUCUUAGAAGGGGACAAGGCGCUUUGGGGGGUGGGGAGCAAACGGAAGAGUGAGGUGGAGUUGGGGAGCCCGCGAGGGAAGGAAGAGGGUACUGCGCGGCAAAGGGGUAAAAGGGUCAGGGAGGAAGAUUCGGACAGAGUUGAGCUCAAAAAUGAGCCCCCCCCCCCCCUCCCCGCCCGCCGAAAAGAAAGGAAAAACAAGGUAGGAGAAAGACUUGGCGAACUGGAAAGUAGAAAGCGAGGCGAGUGGGCGGGGUAGGGAGGAUUGUGCCCAGGCCAAUGAGUGAUGCCGGGACGGGUGACGUCACAGCCAAUGGACAGCCAGCGCGGGACUUUCAAUUAUCGCCCCGCCCGAUCGGAAGAAGACGGUGCCUAUAAAGAGUGCGGCGGCGGGCCGAGGCCCCGUUACUCUCGCUGCCGCUGCGCUGGUGAGUUGGUGUUUUGGUUCGCUAUGGCCCGUACAAAGCAGACCGCCCGCAAGUCGACCGGCGGCAAGGCCCCGCGGAAGCAGCUGGCCACCAAGGCGGCCCGCAAGAGCGCACCCGCCACGGGCGGCGUGAAGAAGCCGCACCGCUACCGGCCGGGCACCGUGGCCCUGCGGGAGAUCCGGCGCUACCAGAAGUCCACCGAGCUGCUGAUCCGCAAGCUGCCGUUCCAGCGGCUGGUGCGCGAGAUCGCGCAGGACUUCAAGACGGACCUGCGCUUCCAGAGCUCGGCCGUGAUGGCGCUGCAGGAGGCGAGCGAGGCCUACCUGGUGGGGCUGUUCGAGGACACGAACCUGUGCGCUAUCCACGCCAAGCGCGUCACCAUCAUGCCCAAGGACAUCCAGCUGGCUCGCCGCAUCCGCGGGGAGCGGCUCGCGGGGCCACGCGCCGAGUCCAGGGGCGUCCCGUCCCGUUUGUUGGCCCCCUUUACGGGUGCGGCCAGGACCCCCACUUCGGCUUCUGUGGGGCGGGCAUGCGUGCUCUCUUCCUGGGGUGUCCUUACGUACCCCACGGUGACCCCGGGUUGUAAGCUGUCGGGACAGGAGACGAGGGGCCUUGGGCUCCAGGACGGGCCGAGACGACGAAGAGUCCCUAGGGAGCGGUCCGGACUCGGCUGGCCCGGCUUCUUCCCCCACGGGAGCCGUGCUCCCGCGGCCUCCACACCCCCGCCGGAAGUGGCCCCCAGAGGCGCGGCGCUCCGGCUGGUGGGAGGGCGCAAACCCGCCACCCGCCACCUUGGUACCGCCAGGUUUCUGCUAGGUCGUUGUCGGGAUUCCCAAACCCUGCCUGCACGUCGGGUGUCGGGCAUACACUACGUCCAUAGCCGUGACCGUCUUGCGCUUAGCGUGCUCAGUGUAGGUGACUGCAUCCCGAAUAACGUUUUCCAGGAAAACCUUCAGCACGCCCCGGGUCUCCUCGUAGAUGAGGCCGGAGAUCCGCUUGACUCCUCCACGCCGGGCAAGGCGCCGAAUUGCCGGCUUGGUGAUGCCUUGGAUGUUGUCCCUCAAAACUUUGCGGUGGCGCUUGGCACCCCCCUUGCCCAAGCCUUUGCCACCCUUUCCUCUCCCCGACAUAGCGAAAAACAAGCUGGAGACACAACCUUCGGCAUCAUGGCCCGUACAAAGCAGACCGCCCGCAAGUCGACCGGCGGCAAGGCCCCGCGGAAGCAGCUGGCCACCAAGGCGGCCCGCAAGAGCGCACCCGCCACGGGCGGCGUGAAGAAGCCGCACCGCUACCGGCCGGGCACCGUGGCCCUGCGGGAGAUCCGGCGCUACCAGAAGUCCACCGAGCUGCUGAUCCGCAAGCUGCCGUUCCAGCGGCUGGUGCGCGAGAUCGCGCAGGACUUCAAGACGGACCUGCGCUUCCAGAGCUCGGCCGUGAUGGCGCUGCAGGAGGCGAGCGAGGCCUACCUGGUGGGGCUGUUCGAGGACACGAACCUGUGCGCCAUCCACGCCAAGCGCGUCACCAUCAUGCCCAAGGACAUCCAGCUGGCUCGCCGUAUCCGCGGGGAGCGGGCUUAAGGCCUGUGCUUUUAAGUGGACCACCUAACGGCUCUUUUCAGAGCCACCCAUGUUUUCACGAGGAGUAGCUGUGUCGCCUAUCUCACCUGGCGUGGGUGUACUGUUGUGCACUGGUGCUCUGGGUAGAGGGAUGAGGGGAAACUCGCACAUGGUGGGUAGGAAGAUCACAAUGUCUGAACUUUGGUCGGCUGACAGGCACUAGAGGGAACAGCUGAAGCUGGGCUUAGAUCGCUUUUGCCUAAGCUUUUACAUAUGUUGAGUUACAGUCUACAGCGUCAGCCUUACUAGUUUGAGGAAAAACUUGCAAGGGGGUGGACUCUGCUCUACUAGUCGUUUGUAACGUUAACACGCUACUCGUACAAAGCGUUAGCACGAAUCUGGAUAUAGAAACGAAGCGGGAAGGAGGUCGUGUGGGUUUGUGGUAACUGCCGGGUUGGGGAUUUGGGUUUUCAACUAGAUUUUACGGUUAAGACUAAGCUGGACGUAAGUCCUGGUUUGCAAAUGGAAGCCUUUUUCCUGGUUUAUGUGUCUUAAGAGUUGUAUGGAUCUAAUAUCUAAUACCCUAUUGCAUAAGACAGGCAGCGCAAACACGAAUAGGAAUUUGAGGGAAAUUCCUGAUGGGUUGGGUUUUUUUGUUUUUUUUGUUUUUUUUUGAGAUGUUUGUUACUGCUCCGAAACCCAAAGGCAAAACAAACUUCCACAAAGUGUAUGAAGUAAACUGAUGCAAAAAUAGAAAUGGGCACUUCGGAUCUUUUCCGUAAUGCAAGUACAACUGACAAGUAAUAACCAUCCCCAAACACCCCAAACAGGUGAACUAUACUUUUACGUAACUUAUUGGUUGGUCUGAAACGGAACAUUUCAAUUGGCUAAGAAGACGUUUGCUCUGAUAGCCAUUAAGGAAGCGCUAGCAGAAGCUAUUAUUUGCAUAGACUCCACCCCUGUAUGACGACCUUGUUGGAAAUUAACCAAUAAAAAUGCAGUCCUAU